AUGGACUCAAAGAAAGAAGUUAAAGAGUUUUCAUUAGGUUAAACUUUCUUAGGAAAAAAUGGUUUGCUAGAUGUUUCACCUUUAAAAACAAAUAAAGUCACUUGUUUAUACUUUUCUGCAUCUUAUUGUCCUCCAUGUUAAGCUUUUACUCCUCUUUUGAUUGACUUUUAUAACGAAGUAAAUGCUGAAGAUAAAGUUUUAGAAAUAAUUUUGAUUCCAUUUGAUUAAACAGAGGAUGAAUUUAAAAUUUACUAUAAGCCUAUGCCUUGGCUUGCAAUUCAGUUAGGCGAUGAACGUAUAGCUAAGUUUACCUCUCAUUUCAAAGUAACUAAAAUACCUAAAUUGAUAGUUUUAAAGUAAAAUGGAGAAGUAGCUUCAGGAAGUGGAAGAAUAGAAGUGAUGACUGAUGGAGAAGAUGCAUUCCACAAAUGGAGAUAAUUAGUUGAAUAAUGA
Messenger RNA from Tetrahymena thermophila SB210, 453 nucleotides. Its product is annotated as tryparedoxin protein, putative. Lineage: Eukaryota; Ciliophora; Oligohymenophorea; Hymenostomatida; Tetrahymenidae. The record is from RefSeq and is a predicted model, not a curated record. The transcript has a single exon.